AUGAGAUAUCUGUACCUUAUAGUACUUGUCAAGCUGUCAAAUGCAUUGUCUGAGCGACAAGAGAUUGGUAUUACAACGACCAUUGCUGGAGAAACCUGCAAGAAGACAACGGCAAUCUCUAUUAUGAACGUGACAAGCACCAUGGCUGUGGCGAGUUCAAAAGCUAUCCUUUUUCCAACCAGCCCGUCUAUCCGCAUGCCAAGACCCUUGUGGGAUAACAGAACCAAUAUGACUCGGAAUCUCUCCGCGCCCAAUGAUCCAACCGUCUCUUUCUCUGCCACAUCCAACUGGAAAGACAACCUAAUGGGGGUGUUCAUGUACAAGCUUCUGCUCAUCAUGAUCGUUUCCUUUUUCCCGAUAUUAUUGGCACUGUGA
Molecule: messenger RNA, 375 nt
Organism: Bipolaris maydis ATCC 48331
Lineage: Eukaryota; Fungi; Ascomycota; Dothideomycetes; Pleosporales; Pleosporaceae
Source: RefSeq, a predicted model, not a curated record